Penicillium mononematosum is the source of this 591-nucleotide messenger RNA. RefSeq lists its product as uncharacterized. The transcript has 6 exons. Gene Ontology annotation, molecular function: GTPase activity; GTP binding. The record is from RefSeq and is a predicted model, not a curated record. Lineage: Eukaryota; Fungi; Ascomycota; Eurotiomycetes; Eurotiales; Aspergillaceae. Gene Ontology annotation, biological process: protein folding. Gene Ontology annotation, cellular component: microtubule cytoskeleton; cytoplasm. The coding region runs from base 31 to 591 and encodes 186 amino acids.
AAAAGCACCAAGCAGGAUAUUUUUGCAACCAUGCUGUCCAUACUUCGAAAAGCCCGCUUAAAGGACAAAGAAAUGCGUAUAUUGAUGCUGGGUCUUGAUAAUGCCGGCAAGACGACCAUCGUCAAGCGAAUUAUGAAGGAGGAUGUCACGACAGUCAGCCCGACUCUAGGAUUUAUCAUCAAGACAAUUGACUUUAUGGGAUACAAACUCAACAUCUGUGAGCCAAUCCGGGGGAUGUUGGCGGACAAAAAACACUCCGAUCCUGACUGGAAAAACUACUUUGAAAAGACCGACACGCUAGUCUGGGUUGUCGAUGCCACAGAUCGACUCCGGGUUGACGAUUGUCGACAGGAGCUCUCGGGUCUGCUUCUUGAAGAGCGCCUUACAGGAGCCAGUCUGCUGGUAUUUUUGAAUAAGACAGAUGUGGAACAUUGCAUGAGCGAGCAGGAGGUUCGAGAACGUCUUGACCUGGAUUCAAUCAAAACACACAAGUGGACUAUCUUGCCAUGCAGUGCAAUGACGGGCAAAAAUCUGAAUGAAGGUCUGGAAUGGGUGGUACAAGACGCCAAGGACCGACUGUUCCUUUACUAG